Messenger RNA from Gasterosteus aculeatus aculeatus (three-spined stickleback), 2245 nucleotides. It is a transcript of the gene gng12a, whose product is annotated as guanine nucleotide binding protein (G protein), gamma 12a. Gene Ontology annotation, molecular function: G-protein beta-subunit binding. The record is from RefSeq and is a predicted model, not a curated record. Gene Ontology annotation, biological process: G protein-coupled receptor signaling pathway. Lineage: Eukaryota; Metazoa; Chordata; Actinopteri; Perciformes; Gasterosteidae. Gene Ontology annotation, cellular component: heterotrimeric G-protein complex.
CGUCUCGUUCGGUCCGCCCCGCUCCUCCCGACUGAACUCGGCUGUUCUCGUGGCGAAGGAAAAGGCGACGAGAGGGGCCAGACUGGUCGUACUGGGAAGGAAAAAAAGUAGACCAAACAUUUAAACAACACCACCCGUCAGCGAGAAGGGGAAAGCGUCACGACUCGGCCGGUUUGAACUCGCCGGUGAGGUCCACGAAAACCUGCUUUGAAAAUAUAAUAUAUAUAUAUAUAUAUUCAUAUUUUUUGAUGGUGUGACGCCAAACACAUUUAAGCGUAGUAGUGAGAUUGUGCCGCGAGCGACACCGCGGAGGCGAAGAGUCUCCUCCCAGUCUGUUGACGGACACGGUUUUUUGGGGCUUUCAGCGGAGAGGAGACACGACCCGACAGAAGGCCUCAGUUUGCUGCCUGCGCUGUACACGUCGCUCCAUCUACGACUCUGAUUGGACGUAGGGAAGGAAGCAGAUAAGUGUUACGUGGCCCAGGAUGUCUUCGAAGGCUCAGAGUUCCAAUAACCUCGCCCAUGCCCGGCGAACGGUGCAGCAGCUGAGAAUAGAGGCGAGCAUUGAGAGGAUAAAGGUAUCCAAGGCCUCUGCAGACCUCAUGAACUACUGCAGUGAGCACGCCAGAAACGACCCUCUGCUCAUGGGCAUCCCCGCCUCAGACAAUCCCUUCAAGGACAAAAAACCCUGCAAUAUAUUGUAGUAGACGCCACUUAGCAUCCAUGUGUUUCUUUUUGUGCUUAUUAAUGUUGCUGCAUUCGUUCUGUUGGGAGGAGUGAGGGGUGGCCUGUGAUUGUAUCAUUGCCAUGUGUUCCACUGUUCUGUUAUCAAGUCGGCCAUUCAACCCGGAAAAAAAAAGGAGGCUCUGCUAGUUCACUUUGAGCUCUGACCACUAACUCUAGACUUUGGCUGCAUGAGUUGCUGAUGCAUCAGGUACAGAAUGUUAUGUUCUGAAUAUUGUGACAACACAGUGAUGGAUUCGGUCCUUCCUGCUGUGUGUGCCGCCAUCGGGGGAGUGUCUGUUACUGUCGCUCUGGUUUGCCUUAAGUAAAUAGAUUCAUACGGCCAAAGUUUCCAUUCAGUCCUCGUUGCCUUUUAAAGCGGAUGAUAGUGGCUCUUAUCAGGUGGCUUCAGGCUUCCCAGAAGUAUUUUACUGAUUUUGAACAAUGUCGAUUAGCGAAUUCAGUGAGCGUUUAUUGUGACAUUGCAGUGCCGAAUAAUCUUAAUAGUUUUUACUUGUCAGCUGACUUUGUGUGCAGGGCAACACUGUGUAAUAAAAACCCCGGGACCAAGUCAACGAUACUGCGUCAAAACACAUCUCGAUAUGCAUCCGGAUUUAACUAUUUGUAGCCAUUACUUACCCGAAGAAUUUCUGCGGUACGCUAUUUUUGGGACACAUGCGACAUAAAGCACUGUCAGCAAGUGUUGCACAACACUGUGAGUCGCGCUUUCCACCUCCUCACAAGUGUCUUAGUCGAGGAGAUGUGGGUGUCGUGUGUUUGGUUCAGGUGCAAAUGUUUUUUGUUUGUUUUUUAAUUUAAACUAAAUGUGUUUCUGUGGGGGUCUUAAAUCUUCGGUCUAACAUGUACUUCAUGUUGUGAUUCAGUAAAUGUAACAAAAAACAGAAUGAAUAGUAUAAAUUAGGAAUUUCUUACACUCUGAAGCCUUACUUAUUUUUGCCUUGUGAAGCGUGAAGCCCAGUGCUUUCUUUAAACAAAAAUAAAAAUGAGUUUCUAUCGUUCUAACGUUUUUAUCUGAACAUGAUUUGUGACGGUAUCGUGCCAUCUGUUUCUCUGUGUCAAGCAAAACAAAGACGUAAGUUGUGUUUCACGUAACUGGUGCUCCUUUUGUUCAGCAGCUUUGGUAUUGUUGCCCUCUCCAAAGGGCACUUUCAGGUCUUCAAAUCAACAAAAUCGUAUCGUAUUAUUCAGUUGUAUUAAAUAAUUGUCUCAAACAGUGUUUUUCCUUGCCAUAAAGCACCCCGUAUCCCUCCAAAGGACAAGUUCAGAUAACUACUGCCAUGUCACGAUUUCUGUCCAUUCAGCAACUCCGUAAAUGCCUCAUUGUUCCACUGAUGUCUUAAUUUAACUGUCAGAUUCUGCGUUUUGAUAAAUGUCUUUAUUAAAAUACCAACCUUUAUAUGAAGACUUAACGAAGAUUAAUAAAGUGAAGCAUUCCUAAAGUACAGUACUGUAAUAAAAUCUCAAUAAAGAUGUGUUCUGCUGCACAGUCAAAAGAAUUUAA